Naegleria gruberi is the source of this 1950-nucleotide messenger RNA. Its product is annotated as LRR_RI domain-containing protein. NCBI's taxonomy places the organism in Eukaryota, Heterolobosea, Eutetramitea, Acrasida, Naegleriidae. Bases 1 to 1950 code for a protein of 649 amino acids. Gene Ontology annotation, cellular component: SCF ubiquitin ligase complex. The transcript has a single exon. The record is from RefSeq and is a predicted model, not a curated record. Gene Ontology annotation, biological process: SCF-dependent proteasomal ubiquitin-dependent protein catabolic process. Gene Ontology annotation, molecular function: protein binding.
AUGGUUUACAUCCAUGAUGAUUGUCUCUUUCACAUUCUCACCUUUGUUCCAUCGUUGGAUUUGUUGAAAAAUUGUUUACUAGUUUCGAAACAAUUUCAAGAGAAUGCCAGAAGAGUUUCAUUCACAUUGGAUUUUUCUGCCAAUCUCCGAAUGAGGAAUUAUGGAAUUUCUCUCAAGGAUGAUUCUGAGAAAAAGGCAGAUAAUAAUUGUUUGAUCCGAUUUAAUGUUGAAGAUUUGUUGAGUUGCCAAUAUUUGGAGAGAUUGGAGAGUUUGAAUUUGUCUUUUAAUAAUUUCGGAAGUUAUGGAGCCAAAUUAAUUGCAGAAAGUAAAUAUUUAAUGAAUUUGAGAGAAUUGAUAUUGAAUGGAUGUACUAUUCAUGGAGAGGGGCUCGAUUACUUGUUGAAUAAUGUUGAAUUGGUGUCCAAAUUGACUGGAUUGGGAUUAGCGAGAUGUUGUCUUACAGAUAAAGCUAUUCAAAAGUUGGCAAACAACAAAUCCAACCUAGAAAAUUUGAAAUAUUUGGAUUUAGAAUAUAAUCAUAUUGAAAUGAUUGAAUUUACUAAUCUUAUCCGUAAUUUACCAUGUAAUUUGAAAGAGUUGAAUGUAUCACAUUGUGGUCUUAAUUGUGAUCAAUAUAUCCUUCAAGGGGAUUCAAUUCCAGAGCUCAGCUUGGAGGCUUUAAAUUUAUCAUUUACGGCCAUAUUGGACGAACAUUUAGAAGUAUUGUGUAACAAAUUGAAAAAAUUGAAAACACUCCAUCUAGUAAGAGUAUCAGUGGAUGGAAGUUUUAAAAAGAUUGUUUUGGACAAGUUACCCCAAUUGACCUAUCUUGAUAUUUCAAAUGUUAAUGCAACAAGCAUUCUUUCAGACCUGCGAUCAUGCGAAAAGUUGAAAACCUUGAUUAUGGAUCGAUGUCGGCUCAAGACUUUUGACCAGUUCCAGGAUAGUAAUUACUUGUCAGGAAUUGAAACUCUAUCACUAAUGGAUAAUGUAUUUAAUGAGAGUGUUGUUCUCACUAUUGCACAAACUGCCAAGAAGAGAGGAAUUAAUUUGAACAUUGAUGUUUCCAUAAGUUCUGGACAUCGAAAGAAUUACAGAAAGAUAUUGACAAACUUGGUUGAUAACAAAGUUUCCAAAAUCAACCCAAAAUUUGAAAUAGAGGAUGGCUUGUCUGAUAUUUUGAGCAAAUUUGAAUCUAUAACAUUUAAAAGCCGUGUUCCAUCCUUAAUUAAUUCAUGUGAAUAUUUACGAAAUGUAACCAUCAUUGAUCUUUACGACAAUGAACUUGGAGAUGAAGGUUUCAGAAACCUUUUCACAAAUAAUGUCAUGCACAAUUUAAGAAAAUUGCUGCUUGGCUACAAUGCUAUCAAAGAAAUACCAUCACCAGAAGAAUGUCAUUCCAAUUUGAAAAGCUUAACUCAUUUGGAUUUGAAAUAUAACUUGCUUGGAGAUAAUGGACUUAUUCAACUUGUUAAAAAUCCUCACUUGUCAAAUUUGAGAAUAUUAGAUCUUGAAAUUAAUGGAAUAACUAAGGAAGGAAUCAAAUAUCUUGUUGAAAGUCCCCACAUGUCCAACUUGAAUAGUUUAAAUUUGGAUGGUGCUGGUGGAGGCGACAGCAAAAACCAUGGAAUUCAACAGAAUAAGAUUGGAGAUGAAGGAUUUGAAAUGCUCCUCAAUUCAAAUCUCAAUAACUUGUUAGAUUUGUGUGUUAGUUACAAUGAGUUAGGAAAUGAAUCAGCCAAAGUUCUGGCUAACCACAAAGGAGCAAAGAAUCUUGUUGAGAUAAUCAUGUUCGAGAAUACUUUCAAUGAUGAAGCCAUUCCAUACUUGACAAGUCCAGCCAUUUUUAAACUUCACACCUUGAGAGUUUUAUAUAGUGAAAUUUCCCCUGAAGGAAUUCUUCAAGUUUUAGCCAGUCCUGCCUUCUCUGGUCUAAGUUAUUCCAUCUAA